CCCCAGCCGAACCGUUGUUCUUCAGUCUUCCCCUUUUCUAUCUUCCUUGGAAGCCAAGUCGACCCGAGAGGAGGAGAGAAGAAACACCUCACCACGCAAACCCCUCCGGCCUUCGAUUUCAACGAUAGUAAUUUAUAGUUCCAAUUGACGACGAGAGAUGUGGAGAUUCCCACUCCCCCUGGAGAGGUGACAUGAGAUGAGAACAAGCCUUUCCCGUGCCCAUCUCUCCUUCGCCUCCCAUGGAGAGGCCGCGGCAGCCGCCGGCGAGCUCCGACGCUCUAAUCUCUACGCUCUCCAACGCUGUCCAGGCCCUCGGCCGGGGCUUCGAUGUGACCUCCGACGCCCGCCUCCUCUACUGCAAGGGCACCCCGGGCUCCCGGCUCGCGCUGGUCGAUGACGAGCGCACCAGGGACGUCGUGAUCUCCGACGACGGUGGCGUCGUCCUUCCCGAUGUCUCCCUGGAUAUCGAUAUUUUAAGGGAGCAGAGCCGGCGGGAGACCACCCGUGUUUGUAGCUUCCAGGAAAUGGCUGAAUAUUUUAAUGAGAAGUCAGGAUUAUCAGAAAAUGUACCUCUUGGCAAUUUCAAUUCUAUGUUCAGUUUUACUGGCUCUUGGAAAAUUGAUUCUGCAGCAACAAAAGCCCUAGCAAUGUAUGGUUAUUUUAUCCCUCUAUAUAAAGUUAAACUUACAAAUGCUGAAUUGGUGUUGCGAGAAGAUGUCCGACGUGCUGUUCCACGGAGCUGGGAUCCAUCAUCCUUGGCUAGGUUAGUAGGGGUCUGUGCUGCUUGUCACAUUCUUGUAGUCAUGGAAAAACCUCUGCUUAUAUAUCCAAGAAGGCAUCAAAUUUAUCACUUUAUCGAGAAUUUCGGUACCCAUAUUAUUACAUCUGUGAGUAUCGGAGGUAAAGAUGAAGUGUAUGUCAAACAGCACCAUUCAUCUCAGUUAUCAGCAUCAGACAUUAAAAAGUAUGUGGAAAACAUUGGGGACCAGAGAUUUCUAAGCUUGGGAAGCCAGUCCGAUGCUGCUCCCUAUAAUUACAAGGACAAGGAUGUUACAGUAAUCUUUAGAAGAAGAGGUGGUGAUGAUCUUGUUCAAAAUCAUGCAGAGUGGAAGAACACUGUUCCUUCAGCACCAGAUGUUAUUAACAUGACCUUUUUACCCAUAGUUUUUCUUUUGAAUGGACUCCCUGGACUCCAGUAUUUGGCUCACUCAGUUGAUCUAUACUUGGAAUACAAGCCUCCUGUAGAGGAGCUGCGGUAUUUCUUGGAGUUUCAAAUGCAACGAGUUUGGGCUCCAGUGCCUUCAAGCAUUCCUGGUCACCAGAGAAAGGAACCUGUAUGCCCUUUGCUUCAGUUUAGCUUAAUGGGCCCCAAGCUCUAUAUCAGCUCCGAGCAGGUAUCUGUUGGUCGGAAACCAGUCACUGGCCUCAGGUUGUGUCUAGAAGGAAGCAAGCAAAAUCGACUAGCCAUUCAUUUACAGCACCUUGCUUCCCUUCCAAAGAUUCUCGUGCCACACUGGGACUCUUAUGUGGCAAUUGGUCCACCAAAAUGGCAAGGCCCUGAAGAACAGGACAGCCGGUGGUUUGAACCAAUUAAGUGGAAGAACUUUGCCCAUGUCAGCACUGCACCAAUAGAGAACACCGAAACUAAUAUUGGGGACCUUUCUGGUGUUUACAUUGUGACGGGGGCACAGUUGGGGGUGUGGGAUUUUGGUGCCAAGAGUGUCUUACACCUCAAACUAUUAUUCUCCAAGGUUCCUGGGUGUACCAUACGGAGAUCAGUUUGGGAUCACAGUCCAUUCAAGACUCUUGCACCAUGUCCAGAUGAUACAUCUUCAAGCGACAGGUCUAGUCAGAUCAGUAAACUUGCAAAGAUGGUUGACAUGACGGAGAUGUCAAAGGGGCCAGAAGAUACACCGGGCCACUGGUUAGUUACCGGAGCAAAGUUGGGAGUUGAGAAGGGGAAGAUUGUUGUACGUGUGAAGUAUUCCUUAUUAAACUACUGAAGCUGAUAUUUCUUGUUUUUUCCAUGUUCACCAUCCCAUGGCGCAUUCUUUCCGAGCCAGCAAUUGUUUCUUUUGUUUCUACUGUACAUUCCAGGAUGUCAAUGUUAUUUAUUGGAGGGCUUUCCUCUGGGUUUUUUUUAAUUUUUUGUUUCUGUAGAUUAGAAGUUUUCAAUUGAUGUAUACUUUUUUGAGGCUAGAAGCUGUAAGGCAGUGCCCCUUUUCGCACAGGCUUGAACCAAGAAAAUCUUUUAACAGGACAUGCAAGCUGGGAUGUGACAAUUCCAUUAUUCAUCAGCCAUCGAGAUCCUGGCCAGAAAUUGUGCCAACGGCUAGCUUCUGAUCUUUUUGAACUACGUACUGAAUGUAUUAAACAUCUCUAUCAUAUUUGCAACAAGUAUCUGUGCAAGUGUAUAUUGUUUUUCUCCCCAUCCGAAA
Molecule: messenger RNA, 2438 nt
Organism: Elaeis guineensis (African oil palm)
Lineage: Eukaryota; Viridiplantae; Streptophyta; Magnoliopsida; Arecales; Arecaceae
Source: RefSeq, a predicted model, not a curated record